AUGGCCAUCGGUGCCGCCAUGUCGUAUUUUGGGGGGAUGGGGACGUUUGGUCAGGUCCUUCUAGGUCUGCCUAUGGUCCUGGACCUUCUGGGGCCGCCAUCUUUCCUCCUCCUCUCACUUCUGCUAACGCUCCAUCACUUCCUCUACUCGACUCUCCGCCUCUUCCUGAAGAACACACCUUUCGCCCCACUCAUCUCGAUCCUCUCCUUUCUCUCUCCAACAAUUACAUCCUCUCUCUUCCUCCUGACAUUCUACUUCCACCUCCACCCGCCAAGUCCAUCAUCGUCGACAGCACUCAUACCGUCGCCAGUCUAUACGCUCGUCGAGGUUCUUCCGGUCGUAUACGCUAAGAUAUUGCGGGUCGUCUCACCCCUCUUCACGCUGCUGGAGGGUGUGAGCACAUUAUUGGUCAUUCAGGUGGCUGGACGAGUCGGCAAGGGAUGGGCAGAUGAGGAAGAGAAGGAAGAAGGAGGGUUCGAAUGGAGAAGCCUCGGCGCUUUGGUGCUGGCGGCUUUGGUUUACAGCGUAGGGCUGGCGGGAGUGUACAAAUACUUUCCCAUAUCCGCCGACUCGUCUAUACCAGCAUUUCUCCUCGGCGUGGCUCUCACAGCAGUCGUCUUCCUCUCCUCCAUCGGCUUCGCGCUCAAGCGGACAAAUGUCCUCGAGACUAGUCUGGUCUUCGUCUACGUUGUGUACUCUGCUUGGCUUUCUGGCGUGGAAUCAGCCAUGGAGCCACGGUCCUUCGGUUCUGGCUGGCUAUCCAGUUCCUGGGCAUCUGCAAAGUCUGUCCCGGAACAUUCGGUUCAGACGCUGGCCAAGCGGGCUGUUAUCGGCGUCAUGGACAGCGUUUGGGAUGUUGCUCAAACAUUACCACCCCAUCUCCUCCUCUCGCUUGUUUACCGCGUGGCCGUCCUGCACCUCGCGGCCCGCAUCGUACCCGUCAUCCGGAAAGCCAGUAUGGGCUGGGACGACGGGAUGAGCGACUCGGGGAUGGGCGGAGGCGGUGGUGUGACACCUGGAUUCUGGGAUGGGCGGAGUCUGGGAGAAGAACCAGCGAACAUGCGGGUCACGACGGUCGUACUCUCGUAUCGCCGAGCAAUACUCAUCGCCGUCUACACACAUCUACUCUUCCUGGACGCAGGGAGCCAGACAUGGUGGCGGUGGCUGAACAUAGCACUCUUUCUGGCGGUUUGGUCGCUCGAGCUGCUGCUCGACGCGGACGAUGAUGCGGAUAGUGUCAGUGCAAGAUGGAAAGUCGACUAG
Molecule: messenger RNA, 1263 nt
Organism: Dioszegia hungarica
Lineage: Eukaryota; Fungi; Basidiomycota; Tremellomycetes; Tremellales; Bulleribasidiaceae
Product: ICE2-domain-containing protein
Exons: 8
Coding region: 1-1263 (420 amino acids)
Biological process (GO): endoplasmic reticulum inheritance; septin ring assembly
Cellular component (GO): perinuclear endoplasmic reticulum; cortical endoplasmic reticulum; endoplasmic reticulum membrane
Source: RefSeq, a predicted model, not a curated record